Messenger RNA from Empidonax traillii (willow flycatcher), 1270 nucleotides. RefSeq names its product potassium voltage-gated channel subfamily C member 3-like. NCBI's taxonomy places the organism in Eukaryota, Metazoa, Chordata, Aves, Passeriformes, Tyrannidae. The annotation marks the transcript as partial. Gene Ontology annotation, molecular function: delayed rectifier potassium channel activity. The record is from RefSeq and is a predicted model, not a curated record. The transcript has 2 exons. Gene Ontology annotation, cellular component: axon; dendrite membrane; voltage-gated potassium channel complex. Gene Ontology annotation, biological process: potassium ion transmembrane transport.
CCAAUCCAGUACGUGGCCUUCGCCUCGCUCUUCUUCAUCCUCAUCUCCAUCACCACCUUCUGCCUGGAGACGCACGAGGCCUUCAACCGCGUCAUCAACAAGACCGAGACGGUGGCCACGGCCAACGGCACGGGCACCACGCAGGUGGCCGUGGAGGUGGAGACCGAGCCCUUCCUCACCUACGUGGAGGGCACGUGCGUGGUGUGGUUCACCUUCGAGUUCCUCAUGCGCGUCAGCUUCUGCCCGGACAAGCGCGACUUCGUCAAGAGCAGCCUCAACAUCAUCGACUUCGUGGCCAUCCUGCCUUUUUACCUGGAGGUUGGGCUCAGGGGCCUGUCCUCCAAGGCGGCCAAGGACGUGCUGGGCUUCCUGCGGGUGGUCCGCUUCGUGCGCAUCCUGCGCAUCUUCAAGCUGACGCGGCACUUCGUGGGGCUGCGGGUGCUGGGCCACACCCUGCGCGCCAGCACCAACGAGUUCCUGCUGCUCGUCAUCUUCCUGGCCCUGGGGGUGCUCAUCUUCGCCACCAUGAUCUACUACGCCGAGCGCAUCGGCGCCGACCCCGACGACGUCACCGGCAGCCGCCACACCUACUUCAAGAACAUCCCCAUCGGCUUCUGGUGGGCCGUGGUGACCAUGACCACGCUGGGCUACGGCGACAUGUACCCCAUGACGUGGUCGGGCAUGCUGGUGGGCGCCCUGUGCGCCCUGGCCGGCGUGCUCACCAUCGCCAUGCCCGUGCCCGUCAUCGUCAACAACUUCGGGAUGUACUACUCGCUGGCCAUGGCCAAGCAGAAGCUGCCCAAGAAGAAGAACAAGCACAUCCCCAGGCCCCCCCAGCCCGGAUCGCCGGGGUACGGCUCGCCGGGGUCCGGGGUGGGACCCAACGGAGGAGGAGGAGGAGGAGGAGGAGGAGGAGGGAGCGGCACCGGCAGCCCCCGAGGGGCGCGAAGGGCACCCCCGGCCUGUCCCCUGGCGCAGGAGGAGGUGGUGGAGAUCAACAGGGCCGAAUCGCGGCCGAACGGCGAGGCGGGGCGGGCGGCGCUGGCGCAGGAGGAUUGUCCCCCCAUCGACCAACCCCUGUCCCCCGACGAGCGGCCCGGGGGGGCCGUGCUGGUGCUGGGGGGACCCCAAAACGGCCCCCCCGGAGGAGGAGGAGGAGGAGGAGGAGGAGGAGGAGGGGGAGGGGGUCGCGAGCGCUGCGGUCGCGACAGGGCCUGUUUCCUGCUCGGCCCCGACUACGCCCCCCCCCCAGAGGGACCCCUGAGGAAAG